Messenger RNA from Contarinia nasturtii (swede midge), 1303 nucleotides. Its product is annotated as prostatic acid phosphatase-like. The transcript is spliced from 5 exons. Gene Ontology annotation, molecular function: phosphatase activity. Gene Ontology annotation, biological process: dephosphorylation. Bases 67 to 1218 code for a protein of 383 amino acids. The record is from RefSeq and is a predicted model, not a curated record. NCBI's taxonomy places the organism in Eukaryota, Metazoa, Arthropoda, Insecta, Diptera, Cecidomyiidae.
UAUUGUUUAAAUUAGUUUCAAGUAAGCUUUUUUUGAACGGAAAAGCGAUUUAAUUGUGAAAUAAUAAUGAAUCUGAUCAGCCAAAUAAUUUGGAUUCUUUUCGGAGCAAGUAUAGACUUGGCUCUAGGUGAUGAUAUCCUUAGACGAAAUAAAACUAGAAAUGUUGAAGAAGAAAGUCAAUUAAUAUUCUCGCAUGUUAUAGUACGACAUGGUGAUCGAAAUAUAUGGUCUGGUUGUCCCAACGAUCCAUUUGGAGAUGAAUCAUAUUGGAUUGGUGGUUUCGGCGCACUAUCAAAUUUUGGAAAGCGAGAUUUAUUUGAUUUAGGGCAAUAUAUGCGUACAAGAUAUCAACAUCUCGUUGGAACAAGCUAUUCACCGAAAACUGUCUACAUUCGUAGUACUGAUGAAGAUAGAAAUUUAAUGAGUUCACAGUGUUUGGCAGCUGGUCUAUAUCCGCCAUCCGAGGAUGAAAUUUGGCACAAUGAUCUCAAUUGGCAACCGGUUCCAGUUCAUACAGUUCCAUCAACAACGGAUUACUUUUUACACUCAUUCGUUCCAUGUUCGCUUGCCGAUAAGCUCUUUAAAGAACUUAUGUCAUCCGAAUUUGUGAAAUCCUUAUUGGAAAAACAUAGAACCUUGAUCAGUUUUAUGGAAAAUAGUUGCGGAAAACCGAUUAAAACUUUAUCUGAUGUCUAUAAGACAUAUAACACGCUUACAAUUGAAGAACAAAGAGGUUUUGAUAUUCCAGAUUGGGCUAAGGAAAUUUUAAAAUCAAAUGUUACACUGGAAUAUCUAUCAGCUGUUAGUUAUCAAAUUGCUACGUACUUACCUGAAAUGAAAAAGAUAAGAGCUGGAUUUUUAAUCAAGGAAAUGUUAGAUCGUUUUAAAAACAAAACGUUAUCAAAUUUACAGCCGGAUCGAUCGCUUUGGAUUUACGCUGUCCAUAGCACAGGCAUUGUCAACAUUUUAAAUAGUCUUGAUGUAUUUGAGAUGAUGAUUCCACCGUGUGGAGCUAGUUUGCAUUUUGAACUAUUUCAACAAGGCAAAGAAUAUUAUGUUCAAUUGCUUUACAAAACACCAUUCACAAAAAAUGCGAUUCCAUUGAAAAUUAAAAGUUGUGGCUUCAUUUGUUCACUCGAUGAAAUUUACGAAAUUUACAAUGACAUAUUGCCAAAGGAAGAUGAGGAUUUUGAGUCUCUAUGCCGUUUAAAAGUAUAAAAUAAGAAAAUGCACACAAGAUUAUCAGUACACAGAAAGAAAAUAUCAGCCGACGCUAUACGCAAAACCGACUGGUACGUGCGCU